Messenger RNA from Trypanosoma cruzi, 2352 nucleotides. Its product is annotated as DNA-directed RNA polymerase I largest subunit, putative. Gene Ontology annotation, biological process: DNA-templated transcription. NCBI's taxonomy places the organism in Eukaryota, Euglenozoa, Kinetoplastea, Trypanosomatida, Trypanosomatidae. The annotation marks the transcript as partial. Gene Ontology annotation, molecular function: DNA-directed RNA polymerase activity; DNA binding. The record is from RefSeq and is a predicted model, not a curated record. Gene Ontology annotation, cellular component: RNA polymerase I complex. The transcript has a single exon.
AUGUCCCUCAUCACCGCUUUUCCAUUUCACGCGUAUGUCGGCGAUCUUAGGACACGCCGCGUGGUGCAAGAGAAGGUGGCCGUCUCCCUCUCGUUGCUCACACCAGAGGACAUGGCCCGCAUGGCUUUUGUUGAGGUGCGCACACGAUGUGGGCAGGAGGACAAAACGGCUCCAUGGCGGCCGGUAGUGCGAAAUGGCGAGGAACACGCCACGUUUUACGACACGCGAAUGGGGAACUUUGACGUGCGCACAUUUCCGCCACACUCCUGUCAGACUUGCGCGGCGAGCCUUACAGGGAAGUACGGCAACGAGCGCUGCCAGGGGCACUUUGGUUUUAUCGGCAUGCCGCGGCUACACCCUGGCGACGCGUUGCGGGGCGAGGAGCGCAUGUCUGUGAUGAACCCACACCUUGUGGAAGAGGCUGAACAGCUGCUGCAGGCGAAGUGCUUCUUCUGUCACCGGUUUCGUGCCCCGUCUCUCGAUGUGGAGCGAUACCGUCAGGCGUUGCGGCUUGUUGAUCGCGGUCUUAUUGGCGAAGCGCUGCAUCUUUUAGAUGUCGUUAGCAACGCGAGGGGGUACGACACGCGACACCGGCGUCUGCACACGGCAAAUGAGGAGGUUAUCAACGAUGUCACACUUCUGCAGGAACAUACGGAGCGCAUUCUGAGUCGACAUGCACACACCUCUGCCGCGGCGGGUGAGGCGUCAACAGAAACAGAGCACGGGAGGAAGGGGGCGAUUGAUGUCCGUAACGGCAUUGCCCGACAAGCACUGCGCGAGUUGAAGGAGCACGUUGGCGUCUGCUCCCACUGUAAUGGUAUCUCUCCACGCAUUACAAAACGAAAUGGACACUUUUUCUUUUUCUUUAGAAAGAACAGCGCGUCGGUGAAUGUCGCGAACGCCCUUCUCACUCAGACGCAAUUGCAGGAGUGGGAGGAGAACAACAAGCUGCAUAAAAGAACUCAUACGUAUUUUUGUAAUCAAGACAUCCGUGAGCACCUGAAACAACUUUGCCAGCGCGAGGAACUCCUUCUUGGCAUGUUGUUUCCACACCUGGGUGAACCCUCCGUUAUCACACCACACACCACACCACUGCCUGCACGGGAUAUGUACAAGGCAUUCUUUAUAGACCGCAUUCUCGUCCCGCCAUUGCCGUUACGCAUUUCAUCCGGUGUGCAGGUACAAGAUGGCGGUGCCAUCUCCCCAGAUCCACAGACACGUGCUCUCUCUAGUGUCCUUGGAUUUGUGGAGCAAAUUGAGUGUUACCAGGUACUGCAGAACAACUCCACACCGGACCGAAACCUCCUCUCCACCGCGCAAGAAAUUGCAAAUGAGAUCAACCUACGUAACCUGCAGGUGAAGGUGAAUGAGGUGUACCAAGAAAUCAUGGGGACAUUUGCUAAGAAGGAGGGUUUGUUCCGUAUGAAUAUGAUGGGGAAGCGUGUGAAUCAGGCCUGUCGCUCCGUUAUCUCCCCAGAUUUAAUGGUGGAGCCGAACGAAGUCUUGCUGCCCCGACCAUUUGCCCGAAAUUUGUCUUUUCCUGAACAAGUGACAUUUUACGCCUCUGCCCGCAUGAAUCUUUUGAAGCGUUGCGUCAUCAACGGGCCGCGUCGCUACCCCGGUGCCACUCACCUUGAGAUUCGACAAACGAAUGGAGAAAUUCGGUUUAUUGAGCUUGACGUGCCUGAGCAAACACGGCGGCAACACGCUGCCAGGUACUUUGCCAUGGCGCAAAGUGGCGUCACACUGAUUGUGUACCGUCAUAUCUUGGAUGGCGACCGGGUGGUGUUUAACCGUCACCCGACAUUGCACAAGCCAAGUAUGAUGGGGUACCAAGUCAAGGUGCUUUCUGGACACAAGACACUUCGCUUUCACUACGUGAAUGGCAACUCCUUUAAUGCCGAUUUUGACGGCGAUGAGAUGAAUAUUCACGUCCCGCAGAGCCUGGAGGCGAAGGUGGAAUUAGACGUCCUGAUGGAUGCCAAUCUGAACUACCUCGUCCCCACCUCCGGGAAACCGAUUCGGGGACUUAUUCAGGAUCAUAUUGCGGCUGGUGUCCUGUUAACAUUGCGUGACAAGUUUCUUGAGCAUGCCACCUUUGUUCAACUUACUUACUAUGGGCUGGCACCCUACUUGCGCCAGCAACACGAAAUCACACUUUCUGAGCUUAUUCCUCUGCCGGCGAUCUUAUGGCCCCGGCCACUCUGGACAGGGAAACAGUUGAUUUCGGUCGUCAUUCGGUAUGUGAGCGGCGUGGGGCGCCGACCGGAUUGGAUGCGAAUUAACAGUGGAGGGGCUUCAUUGAGGGGAGUGUCACUGAUUCAUCCGGGGGUUUAUAAUCACACCAACCCA